Dictyostelium purpureum is the source of this 1614-nucleotide messenger RNA. RefSeq lists its product as uncharacterized. NCBI's taxonomy places the organism in Eukaryota, Evosea, Eumycetozoa, Dictyosteliales, Dictyosteliaceae. Gene Ontology annotation, molecular function: GTPase activity; GTP binding; translation release factor activity. Gene Ontology annotation, biological process: translation. The transcript has a single exon. Gene Ontology annotation, cellular component: translation release factor complex. The coding region runs from base 1 to 1614 and encodes 537 amino acids. The record is from RefSeq and is a predicted model, not a curated record.
AUGAAUUUAAAAUUAAACCCAAACGCCAGUUCAUUUGUCCCAAAAGGUUUUGGUGCCAAACCAGCCGAACCAGCUGCUGAAGAACAACCACCAAAGGAAGAAAAACCAGUUGUUGAAGAAAAACCAAAAGUUGUUGAACAACCACCAAAAACAGAAGAAACCAAAACCACAGAAUCAGUAUUUAAAAUCGAAGAUGACGAUAUUGAAGAUGAUGAGGAGGAAAUUACAAGCACCACCAACAAAGUUGCAGACAUUAAAAUAGAUUUACCAGAAGAUUCAAGAGAACAUGUAAAUUUAGUUUUCUUAGGUCACGUAGAUGCAGGUAAAUCAACCCUUUCAGGUUCAAUUAUGGUUUUAACAGGUCAAGUUGAUUCACACACUCUUGCCAAAUACGAAAGAGAAGCAAAGGAAAACCAUCGUGAAAGUUGGAUUUUCGCAUAUAUUAUGGAUACCAAUGAAGAAGAACGUACCAAAGGUAAAACUGUUGAAGUUGGUCGUGCACAUUUUGAAACUGAAAAGAAAAGAUUCACAAUUUUGGAUGCUCCAGGUCACAGAUUAUACGUACCAAAUAUGAUUGUUGGUGCUGCUCAAGCUGAUGUUGGUAUUUUAGUUGUCUCAUCAAAGAAGGGUGAAUUUGAAGCUGGUGUUGAUGGUGGUCAAACUGUUGAACAUGCCCGUUUAGCUAAAAUGAUUGGUCUUAAACAACUUGUAAUUUUCGUUAAUAAAAUGGACGAACCAUCAGUACAAUGGAGCAAAGAACGUUACGAUGAAAUCGUCGAAAAACUUUCAGUUCACUUAAAGAAAUGUGGUUGGAAUCUUAAAAAGGAUGUUCAAUUCAUUCCAGGUUCAGGUUACGGUACAUUAAAUGUUAAAGAUCCAUUAAAACCAGGCGUUUGCAGCUGGUAUAAUGGUCCAUCAUUAAUUGGUACCCUCGACAAUUUACCACCAAUCGAACGUAACAUCGAAGGUGCCCUUAGAAUUCCAAUCACCACCUCAUACAAAGACAGAGGUAUUGUCAAUGUUAUUGGUAAAGUCGAAUCAGGUACCAUCAGUGUCGGUCAAAGUAUUCAUAUUAUGCCAGGUAAAUAUAAGGUUGAUGUCGUUUCAUUAACUGGUGAUAUUUGUAGCUUCAAGACUGCUCGUCCAGGUGAAAACAUUACCAUUGCACUCAAGGGUAUUGAAGAUGAUGUUAUUCGUCCAGGUAGUAUUUUAGCCGAAAUUAAUAGACCAGUACCAGUCGUCUCUGAAAUUGAAGCCAUUGUUUACAUUCUCGAUUUACCAGAAGAACGUAAAUUAUUCUCCCCAGAUUUUACUUCAAUUUUCCAUGCUCACACUGCCGUCGAAGAUGUUAGAGUUAAAUCAUUAAUUGCCACCAUCGAUAUGAAGACCAAUGAAGAGAAAAAACAAAAACCAACUUUCUGUAAAGUCGGUGAUGCUGUUAAAUGUCGUUUAAUUUUAGGUAGACCAGUUUGUUUAGAAGAAUUCUCUGUUAAUCCACAAUUAUCAAGAUUCACUUUACGUGAUUCAACUAAAACCAUCGCUUUUGGUAAAGUUGUCAAUAUUGGUAAAAAAGCUCGUGAAGCAAUUGCCGCUGCUACCCUUUCACCAAAAUAA